Molecule: messenger RNA, 1548 nt
Organism: Aspergillus clavatus NRRL 1
Lineage: Eukaryota; Fungi; Ascomycota; Eurotiomycetes; Eurotiales; Aspergillaceae
Exons: 1
Coding region: 1-1548 (515 amino acids)
Source: RefSeq, a predicted model, not a curated record
AUGUACCAACCUACUGAAUCUCUCGACCUUGACUACACGAACCAGCAGCUCUUGCCGCGACGCUACGAGUCGGAGGAGGAAGACAUCUCGGAAUCCGAACAUGGUGGACAGGAUAACGGGUUUUCGCCAGUCGACGACACCACUGGGGCGUCACCCAAUAUGAGUACGGAGAAGUUAUCAGACGUAGGCGUGGAUCUUGAGAUAGAGAACCGUCACGUUGCCCGUCUUCUUUCACCAUACCCAUCCCGAGGCAGGAAGUCCCGUCCUGUCUCAAUGGAUACCAUCAAGCGAAGUAGUAAUACCACCUUUGUGGCCGAUUCGAUUGCCUUUGACGAAGACGAUGCGAUUAUCGAGCUGCCAUCUCUGGAUCAGCCGUCGCCCUUUGAGUCCCCCAUCUUUCUGCAACCGGCGGUCUACGUGCCUCCUGGAUCACCUGUUUCGUCAAGUGCUCGGUCUACCAGAUCUCUGUCUCCUACUUCGGUGUAUUCGGAGGAUGAGACAGAUGUCUUCAUGGCGGAGAAGGUCACAUACGUGGAACCAAUCUCCAAACCAAGUUUGAUCCAGAUUAGCCCUGAUCAGUCGAAUUUCCCAGCCGCGGCAUCUUUGAGUAGAAAACGGAACACUUUCUAUCAGGAGAAAACGAGCAGCGAUUCCACAAAGGCCGCCUCUGAGGGCAUCUAUUCCUUAAGACAAGCAGCCAGAUCUCAACCCUUAUUGGCAAAUCGUGAGCAAAAAGUCGAUCCGGAUCGAGAAAAAGAGCAGCAGCUCAGACGGAAGAGUCUCUCGAUAGGGCAACACACCUCUCAAGCAGAAGAAGAGUCGGAUUUUAUGGAGCUGCCACAGCCCAGCGCCACAAUCUGUUCAGUAUCCGAACUGCCCGAAGUCCCUCAACCACACUCUCCAAGGUUUCGUUCAAAGACCUUCUCUGGUUUGAGAACCUCCGGCGCAGAGAAAGGGGCUUCGCUGUACACUGUGAUGCGCUCGCGCUUACCCACCGAAUCUUUGCGUCGUCCCCCUUCGGCGAGAAACAUGGGCAGCUCAAGCGGCCUCUUCUCGCACGCCCGUCAUGCUUCCGCCUCUCCCGGAAAUGACUCUCGAAAACGGCCCACGGGCAUUUCUCACACGCGCAUGAGCUCUGAGCUGUCAUCACCGCUGCAAGCAUGCCGUUCGCCCUCCCCCGUAAUGACAAACAACGCGCCUUACUAUUCGUCACCGACCUUUAGCCGGAAUCGAUCAGGGUCGGUGUACAGCAAUAUCAGUGCUCCGACUCCGACCACCUAUCGUCCGCGCCCUGUGCGCGAUUCUACCAUGCAUUCUAUCAAAUCGUCCUACUCGAGCAGCCUUCGAUCGGAGGUGGAGAGUGUCCACAGUGUGGAGGCACAGGAGCCAGUCCAGCAAGAAUGCAUUUCUAAAGGAAGCCGGAAAAAGAGCCUGAAGCGUAGUAAGCUCGCUAAACAGGAAGGCAAGGAGCAAUCCACAGCGAAGAGUAUCAUGGGCUUCAUGCUUCGAGGGAAAAGAAAGUCUACGAUCUGGCAUCAGCGAUCAUGA